This is a messenger RNA of Hyaena hyaena (striped hyena), 1923 nucleotides long. It is a transcript of the gene RMND5B, whose product is annotated as required for meiotic nuclear division 5 homolog B. Bases 272 to 1453 code for a protein of 393 amino acids. Gene Ontology annotation, cellular component: cytoplasm; nucleus; GID complex. The record is from RefSeq and is a predicted model, not a curated record. Gene Ontology annotation, molecular function: protein binding; ubiquitin protein ligase activity. NCBI's taxonomy places the organism in Eukaryota, Metazoa, Chordata, Mammalia, Carnivora, Hyaenidae. The transcript has 10 exons. Gene Ontology annotation, biological process: proteasome-mediated ubiquitin-dependent protein catabolic process.
ACCGGCUGGCUUCCGGGCGGUGAGGUGCGGGCGCAGGACCAGGGGCGCCGCUCCGACCGACGGGGGCGCGGGAGCCUCACCGCGCUCCCAGGCUCCGGGCCUUCUCCGCAGCCCGUCCGUGGGCUUGUUUCCUCCUCAGUCGUCGGCCCCCGGGCAGCUGGAGUCCCACGGACUCCGUGGACCCUGGAGGAGCCGCCUCUGUCAGGAGAGUCGCUGGUACUGAGACGUCCCAUCCUAGUGCGACCCGGCCGGGUCUCAGGCAGAGGCCACCAUGGAGCAGUGUGCGAGCGUGGAGAGAGAGGUGGACAAGGUCCUGCAGAAGUUCCUGACCUACGGGCAGCACUGCGAGCAGAGCCUGGAGGAGCUGCUGCACUACGUGGGCCAGCUGCGGGCUGAGCUGGCCAGUGCAGCCCUCCAAGGGACCCCCCUCUCCGCCACCCUCUCCCUGGUGAUGUCCCAGUGCUGCCGGAAGAUCAAAGACACCGUGCAGAAACUGGCUUCGGACCACAAGGACAUUCACAGCAGUGUCUCCCGAGUGGGCAAAGCCAUUGACAGGAACUUCGACUCUGAGAUUUGUGGUGUCGUCUCCGACGCGGUGUGGGACUCGCGGGAGAAGCAGCAGCAGAUCCUGCAGAUGGCCAUCGUGGAGCACCUAUACCAGCAGGGCAUGCUCAGUGUUGCCGAGGAGCUGUGCCAGGAAUCCACGCUGAACGUGGACCUGGACUUCAAGCAGCCUUUCCUGGAGCUGAAUCGAAUCCUGGAAGCUCUGCACGAACAAGACCUAGGGCCGGCGUUGGAGUGGGCUGUCUCCCACAGGCAGCGCCUGCUCGAGCUCAACAGCUCCCUGGAGUUCAAGCUGCACCGACUGCACUUCAUCCGGCUCCUGGCGGGCGGCCCCGAGAAGCAGCUGGAGGCCCUCAACUACGCCCGGCACUUUCAGCCAUUUGCACGGCUGCACCAGCGAGAGAUCCAGGUGAUGAUGGGCAGUCUGGUGUACCUGCGGCUGGGCUUGGAGAAGUCGCCCUACUGCCACCUCCUGGACAACAGCCACUGGGCAGAGAUCUGUGAGACCUUCACCCGGGACGCCUGCUCCCUGCUGGGGCUCUCGGUGGAGUCACCUCUCAGCGUCAGCUUUGCCUCUGGCUGUGUGGCGCUGCCGGUGCUGAUGAACAUCAAGGCUGUGAUCGAGCAGCGGCAGUGCACGGGGGUCUGGAGUCACAAGGAUGAGUUACCGAUCGAGAUCGAACUGGGCAUGAAGUGCUGGUACCACUCAGUGUUCGCCUGCCCCAUCCUACGGCAGCAGACUUCAGAUUCCAACCCCCCCAUCAAGCUCAUCUGCGGCCACGUGAUCUCCCGAGACGCGCUCAACAAGCUCAUUAAUGGUGGAAAGCUCAAGUGUCCCUACUGUCCCAUGGAGCAAAACCCCGCUGACGGGAAACGCAUCAUAUUCUGAUACCCACCUGGGAGGAACUUUGUCAAAGGGGCUUUUCACCCUCGAGCCUCGGUCUGGUCUCGGCAGGGGUGGCUGGUGUCGGUGGAUUGUGGUUCACUUCGCGCAAAUGGCCAAGCGCUGCCAUGGGCAGAGACCAAGAAGGAAGAUGGACCAGUCUGUGCCAGGCAGCUGGCUCCCUGAUGGGAGGGUCCGGAGACACUGGCCUUGGCACUCCCGCGGUUUCCCUGUCUAUAUCUGCCAUGGACUUAGUAGCAGCCAACAGAGAGGCAAAGGACGUGGCCAGCAACACGGGCAUCUUCCUGGUCCUGCCCUCAGCUGGGUCACUCGUGGCUACGUCCAUGCGGUAUCCACCCUUCUGGUUGUAUAGCCUCAUGACUGUAUGUAUCCAUUUCCCACUGUAAAUAGUCCGGGUUUGAACUGAAUGCCGUGGUUUUAUAACUGAGCAAAUAUAUUCACAGGCCUUCUCCUUA